This is a messenger RNA of Neoarius graeffei (lesser salmon catfish), 1335 nucleotides long. It is a transcript of the gene kcnj12a, whose product is annotated as potassium inwardly rectifying channel subfamily J member 12a. The transcript has a single exon. Lineage: Eukaryota; Metazoa; Chordata; Actinopteri; Siluriformes; Ariidae. The record is from RefSeq and is a predicted model, not a curated record. The coding region runs from base 52 to 1335 and encodes 427 amino acids. Gene Ontology annotation, molecular function: inward rectifier potassium channel activity. Gene Ontology annotation, biological process: regulation of monoatomic ion transmembrane transport; potassium ion import across plasma membrane. Gene Ontology annotation, cellular component: plasma membrane.
UUCUUAUCACAUCCAGAUUGAAGAGGAGAUUAAAAAACAGACAGAUAAAAGAUGAGUGUGAGCCGUAUGAGUCGAUACAGCAUUGUAUCGUCAGAGGAAGAUGCUUUGCGCCUGACCACGAUCCAUGGCAGCAGUGGAAUUAAUGGCUACGGCAACGGGAAUGCAAAGAUACACACACGUAGGAAAUGCCGUAACCGCUUUGUGAAGAAGAAUGGGCAGUGCAAUGUCCACUUCACCAACAUGGAGCAGAAAUCACAGCGCUACCUGGCCGACAUCUUCACCACCUGUGUGGACAUCCGCUGGCGCUACAUGCUGAUCGUGUUCACGCUUGUGUUUGUGCUGUCAUGGCUGGCAUUUGGUUUAGCAUUUUGGGUAAUUGCGCUGCUCCAUGGUGACCUGGACAACCCAGCUGGGGAUGACAGCUUCACACCAUGUGUCCUGCAUGUAAAUGGCUUCUUGGCAGCAUUUCUGUUUUCUAUCGAGACUCAGACUACCAUUGGUUAUGGUUUCCGUUGUGUGACAGAGGAGUGUCCGGUCGCCAUCUUCCUUGUGGUCUUCCAGUCAAUUGUGGGCAGUAUUAUCGAGUGCUUCAUGAUUGGCGCCAUUAUGGCAAAAAUGGCACGACCAAAAAAGCGUACGCAGACUCUACUGUUCUCCAAAAAUGCUGUCAUUGCCAUGAGGGAUGGGAAGCUCUGCCUCAUGUGGCGGGUUGGGAACCUUCGCAGGAGCCACAUCGUUGAGGCUCACGUCCGAGCAUUGUUAAUCAAACCACGUGUGACUGCCGAGGGAGAGUACAUCCCGCUAGACCAGCUGGAUAUUAACGUUGGGUUUGAUCAAGGGCUUGAUAGGAUCUUCUUGGUCUCACCGAUCACCAUUUUGCACGAGAUUGAUGAGGAGAGUCCGCUGUAUGGGAUCAGCAAGCAGGAUAUGGAGACGGCAGACUUUGAGAUCGUGGUGAUCCUCGAGGGGAUGGUGGAGGCCACAGCCAUGACAGCACAGGCUCGGAGCUCAUACUUGGCAAGUGAGAUCCUGUGGGGCCACCGAUUUGAGCCGGUGCUUUUCGAAGAGAAGAAUGAAUACAAGGUGGACUACUCGCACUUCCACAAGACAUAUGAGGUCCCAUCUACGCCGCGCUGCAGCGCUAAAGACAUGCUUGAGAGCAAGUGCCUGUCUGUUGCAGACAACACCUCCACGUUCUGCUACGAGAAUGAGCUGGCGCUGCUCAACCGUGAUGAGGAGGACGAGGAGGAAUGCACCCAGAGAGAGAGGCAAGACUUUGAACAGAUGUCUCGGAGCCUCGAGCAAAGGUCAUACCGACGCGAGUCUGAGAUUUAA